AUGGAGAGCGCCCGGCCCAUCCUCUGCCUCCAGCUGUGGCUGUGGGUGCAGAGCUCUGCCCAGGAGCUGGACCCUGAGGGCAGGAACGUCUGCAGGUUCCCGGCCGGCCCGGCGUGCUGUCCCGGCUGGAGGCAGGACGGGAGGGCGUGCACGGUCGCCGUGUGCGAGGGAGAGGACGCCUGCAGGGAGGGCGAGGUGUGCCUGAAACCCGGGCUGUGCCGCUGCAAACCCGGCUUCUUCGGAGCAGACUGCAGCUCCCGCUGCCCCGAGCAGUACUGGGGCCACGACUGCAAGCGGAGCUGCCCGUGCCACCCCAACGGGCGCUGCGACCCCGUGAGCGGCCACUGCUCCUGCGACCCCAACCACUGGGGAGGGCUCUGCCAGUUCCCCUGCCAGUGCGGCCCCCACGGCCGCUGCGACCCCCUGACCGGCGCCUGCCACUGCGAGCCGGGCUGGUGGGCACCCAACUGCAGGAAGCAAUGCCAGUGCAACCCCUCCACCUCGCACUGCGACCCCCUGACCGGGCUGUGCCGCUGCCUGCCGGGCUGGUGGGGCAGGAGGUGCAGCUUCAAGUGCUCCUGCAACGUGUCGCCCUGCGCGCAGGAGACGGGCAAGUGCGAGUGCCUGCCCGGCUUUUGGGGACCGGCGUGCCAGCGGCGCUGCGACUGCGGGCACGGCUCCUGCAGUCCUGCCAGCGGCCACUGCACCUGCGAGCCCGGCUACCAGGGCAGGAGCUGCCGGGAGCCCUGUCCGGCAGGGAAAUACGGAUCUCAGUGCGUGCACAGCUGUGGGAGCUGCAAGCGCAGCCAGCCCUGCUCACCCGUGGAUGGUUUCUGCCUGGCCUGCCAGCCCGGCUGGAACGGGACCCUCUGCAAGGAUCCCUGUGCUCCUGGAUUCCACGGGGAUGGCUGCCUCCAGCCGUGUCCCCGCUGCCAGCACGGGGAGCCCUGUGACCCCCAGACCGGGUCCUGCCUGCGCUGUGACCCCGGCUGGAUGGGACCCAGCUGCAACAACUCCUGCCCCGUGGGCACCUUUGGCGAUGGCUGCCAGUUCCUCUGCCCUGAGUGUGUUUCGGGGAGCUGUGACCCCGUGACAGGAGUUUGUAUCUGCCAGGCAGGCUACUGGGGAGACAGCUGCAACGACACCUGUCCUGAGGGGUAUUUUGGAGUGAAUUGUUCCUCACCCUGCCAGUGCUCCCGGGGAACCUGCGACCCCGUGCAGGGUGACUGUGUGCUGAGUUUGAAGGACCAUGGAACCCUUGCAGCUGCCAUCCUUGUCCCUCUCCUGCUGCUGCUGCUCUGUGUUGCCUGCUGCUGCUGUGGUGCUGGCUCAGCAGAUGCCAGAGACAGGGCGGCUGUGCCAGACGAUGAUGUGGUGGCCAGGAUGAAGCACCAUGUGCAGGGGGUGUUGGCCAACCUCAGUGCUCUCAUGCCCUGCUUUAACCUGGGGACCUCGAAACUUCCCAAAGUCACAGUUUCCCAUCACGACAUGGAAAUCCCCUACAACCCCAGUUUUAUCGAGCCACCAUCGUCUGCGUGGGUUUCAGACAGCUCCUUCUCCUCCUUUGACACCGACAACGAGGGACCGGAGUACUCCGUCCCUCCCAGAGAAGGCAUCCCGCUGCUGGGCGGGGCUGAGCUGCAGGACGGAGCAUCCCCUCCCGGCCAGGCGCUCCCGGAUCCCUCCGCCUUCGACUCCGAGGAUGUCUCGCAGCCCUUCGCCAUCCCCCGCACCUCCAGCAUCGCCAAGGCCAAGCGACCCUCUGUGUCCUUCGCCGAGGGGACAAAAUUCGGGGCGGCCGAGACGCCCAGCCCCAGCAGGAAGCCCAAGGCCCCGUGGGGCCCAUCCAGGCUGACCCCACCGCCGGGGGAUGCGGCGGCCGAGCCCCCCGGCGAGCGCCCCGCCAGCGACUGCUACGAGAACCCCGAGCCCCUCAGCAAGGGGGACGAAAGCCACCGGCCAUCGCCACGGGCCACGCCGGGGGGACGCCGCAGGAUGGUGUCCAGCACCAGGCAUGUGGCCCAGAGAGUGGAGGCGCUGGAAGCAGCUGCGAAAUCCGGCAGCUGGGAAGCCAAGGGGAAGGAAGCCAAUGUCACCACCAUCUACAUGAUGGUGGGAACGGCCGGGCAGGACCCCAGGGCGGAGGGGACUGGCGAGGGACGGGUCCAGGCUGUGCUGAAGCGUCUGGGCAGCUUGCAGAGGGGCAAGUGGGCUGCGAAGGAGGAGCCCAAGGUGAGGAGGAGCAUGGAGGCCAUCCAGAAACCUCCUCGCCGGGCUCUGGCGCAGCGCAGGGACUCGGAGAACAGCUGCAAGCAGAGGGAGAGCGUGCCGGGGGCUCCUGCCGAGUCAGCCCCUGGCAAGCAGCAGCAUCCCGCUGCCAAGAGACUGUCCCUCCUCCUGGCAUCUCUCUCGUCGAAAAACACCGGUGCCCAGGACGGGGCCAGCGAAACCCUAGGUGCCACAGAGAAGGGCAAAAGCCCGGAGUUAGUCGGCAGCCUCGAAAGGAAGGGUCAGGCUGCCGCGGAGGAAGAGCCGAAAUACGAGAACGUGGCCGGCAGCGGUGCUGAUUCGCCCUCCGGCCCCGGCAAGGAGCUGCCGGCCGCCCCUGCGGCCACCUGA
Messenger RNA from Lonchura striata (white-rumped munia), 2619 nucleotides. It is a transcript of the gene SCARF1, whose product is annotated as scavenger receptor class F member 1. The record is from RefSeq and is a predicted model, not a curated record. Gene Ontology annotation, cellular component: membrane. Gene Ontology annotation, molecular function: scavenger receptor activity; low-density lipoprotein particle binding. Gene Ontology annotation, biological process: dendrite development; neuron remodeling; positive regulation of neuron projection development. Lineage: Eukaryota; Metazoa; Chordata; Aves; Passeriformes; Estrildidae.